Messenger RNA from Dalotia coriaria, 628 nucleotides. RefSeq names its product ribosomal protein S11 (gene RpS11). The record is from RefSeq and is a predicted model, not a curated record. The transcript is spliced from 4 exons. Gene Ontology annotation, cellular component: ribosome; cytosolic small ribosomal subunit. Gene Ontology annotation, molecular function: structural constituent of ribosome. Bases 111 to 578 code for a protein of 155 amino acids. Lineage: Eukaryota; Metazoa; Arthropoda; Insecta; Coleoptera; Staphylinidae. Gene Ontology annotation, biological process: translation.
UUGAAUUCGGCUGUUACCCAGAAGCCCCUACCACUUCCGUUGUCAAACGAACAUGGCCACCAUUUCCUGGCAGAUUGUUUCUUUUUAGUCAGUCUUUUUAAGCUGUCAACAUGGCGGAUCAAAAUGAGCGAUCAUUCCAAAAACAGCCGACGAUUUUCUUAAAUCGCAAGAAAGGUUUGGGCGGUAAGCGUCGCAAGUCGAUGCGUUACCACCGCGAAGUCGGCUUGGGCUUCAAGACUCCGAGAGAGGCGAUUGAGGGACAUUACAUCGACAAGAAGUGUCCGUUCACUGGUAAUGUGUCCAUCCGCGGCCGCAUUCUCACCGGCGUCGUGCAGAAGAUGAAGAUGCAGCGCACAAUCGUCAUUCGUCGCGAUUAUCUGCAUUACAUUAGGAAGUACAACCGUUUCGAGAAGAGGCAUCGUAAUAUGUCUGUGCAUUUGUCACCGGCUUUCAGGGAUGUGGAAAAUGGUGAUGUUGUAACCAUCGGCGAAUGCCGGCCGCUUUCCAAGACGGUCCGAUUCAAUGUCCUGAAGGUCACCAAGGGCACUGGCUCCAAGAAGAGUUUCAAGAAAUUCUAAUUUGUCCCACUUUUGUUUAAAAUAAUAAGAAAACAACAACAAAAAUCGUA